AUAUUAAUAAUUAUUUUCAUUUCUCGUUUCCAUUUCCAUUUUCAUCUCUCUCUCUCUUGAGUGAUUGAUAGAUAGAUAUAGGUAGAUCGUAGAUGAGCUAGCUCAUCGGAGAUCCUCCAUCGCCUUUGUAGGAGCUUUUAUGGUGACCAGGUCUUCUUCAACACUCCUCCGCCAUUUUCUCCCUCUCUUUCCGUGUCUUUUUUUUUUGCUUAAUUAAUUGUGAUUUUUGAGCUCUAAUUUUGUACGGCGUGGUCAACUCAAUUCCCAAUCCACGGCCGAGCGAUCUCCGGGUUUUGUAUUUGUAUCGCGUGUCUGGAUUUUUUGUAAUUUGCUGCUCCUUCUCUCUCGCGCGCUCUCGAGCAGGGGGGGAGAGGGGGAAAUCGCCAGCGAGGGGCCGGGAUCACCGCCGUCCGUCGCUCGCCGGAGUCCACAGAGUUUCCGAUCAGGGAAGAAACGGACCGGUCUGUUGCGGAGGGGAGACGUGUAUACGUAGGAAAUCGGGGGGAAUUGUGUUGUGGGCGGUACCUGCUGUUAACGUGAAUUGUAAAGAGAGAGAAAGGCGUCAGGCUUUGGUGGUUCUUUCACGGAACACACGCUCCUAGAUCGCUUCUUCAUUCUUCCUACCUUUACUUGCAUUUCCCGAUGAUAAUUUAUUCCCGUCUCUCUUUCUCUUUGUAUGAAAUGAAAUCCCCUUUUCCGUUCUGCCCCUUUCUUCCUCUGCUUUUUUGCUUCUGUUGUUGAAAGUUUUGCUUUGAAUUCCUUCCAAAUUUCUCUCUCAUUUGCUCUUCAGCAAAGUUGUCCGUACUCUAAAAGGUGCGUGCUUUCGUUUUCUCCCUGUGUUUGGCCCCUUUUUGAAUUGGUGUGUAUAGGAGUUUGAGCUAAACCUGCUACGUUCAUCUUUUGGAUCUGUUUGAUGGUUUUGUGUGUACAAAUUUCCUUUGAUUGGUUCAUUGUUGUAUUUGUUAUCUGAGGUACGAAGCACCUUCCAUAGAUAAAAGGAAUUUAAGAAGUUGUACUUUGAUUUAGUUAAGCACUUAUUUUCUAUAUAUGAAACUAAUUAGUACUUUACUAUCGUAUUUCCAUCAAUAUUAUUGCAGUUUAUAGAAAUCAGAUAAUGCUGUUUUUUCAUACAAUUGGAUGCGUAUGAUUCUCUUGAGUUGAGAUUUUUAGUGCAUUACAAGUCCAAGUCGCAUAAUGCCAGAUUGCAUAAUGCCAUCCCAGAUGAUGGGCCCCCAGAAUUUCUCUCCCUCUUCCUUCUUCUCCGAGGACUUGCAACCCCAUGAUGAGAGCCAGAAUGGGUUUUGGAAGUCAAAUAGCAUGUAUAAUUACAAUGGUUUAAAAGAAGAGAGAACAUUCAGGGAAGAAAGCGUCCCUUCAUUGCCGUUUGAGGACCAGACACCUAUAGGUUGCCAGAUCACAAAAGGUUUUAAACCUCACAAUUCAUAUUCUUAUUUACAAAAUGAUAGGAAGCUGGCAUCUGCAACACAAAAGCAUGCAAUCGGAUCAGAAAGAGCAGCCAGCCAAUCUUUGGCAAGAACUCUUGAUCACAGCGUAGGCACAACUUCUAUUUGCCAUACAGAAUCCACAUCUUAUACAUCGGAAAGAGACAACAUAAAGAUGCUUGGGGAUCAACAUGAAAAUGGUCUUUUUUCGAGUUCAUUAUCAGAGUUGUUUAGUAGAAAGUUACAACUGACAACAAACCGCUCUAUAUAUGGACAUUCCAUUGGUGCUACUGCUCUACAUAAUGAGGAAGAGGAACCUUUGGAAUCCCUUGAAGAACUCGAGGCUCAGACUAUUGGAAAUCUUCUGCCUGAUGAUGACGACUUAUUUGCAGCAGUCACUGAUGGGUUUGACUGUGUUGUCCAACCCAACAAUGGAGAUGAUGGAGAAGACUUGGACCUGUUUAGCAGUGUUGGUGGGAUGGACCUGGGAGAAGACGGCUUCUCCUCAAGCAGAAGGAAUUCUGGCUUGCUUUUAGGAGCUCCAGGUGGUAGGAACUUCCCGUUUGAAGAGUAUCCAUCCAGAACACUCCUCAUAAGAAACUUAAAUAGCAAUAUUGAAGAUUCUGAAUUGCAGUCUCUUUUUGAGCAAUACGGAGAUAUUCGUUCUCUUUCUACAGCCUGCAAGCAUCGUGGUUUUGUUGUGGUAUCCUAUUACGAUAUCAGAUCUUCCCUAAAUGCAAUGAAAGCUCUCCAAAAUAAGCCAUUGAGACACAUGAAGCUAGACAUACAUUUUGCUGCCCCUAAGGGCCAUCCAUCUGAGGACAUCAACCAGGGUACUGUAAUGGUUUUCAACCUUGAACCUUCUGUGUGUAAUGAUGAGAUUCAUCAUAUCUUUGGUGCCUAUGGAGAAAUUAAGGAGAUCCGUGAGAUUCCACAUCAAAGCCAUUACAAAUUGAUACAGUUCUAUGAUAGUAGGGCUGCGGAAGCGGCUAUAUAUGCCUUGAACAAUAGCUACAUUGCCGGGAAGCAGAUUAAGCUUGAACCAAGUCUUACUGCUGGGGCUAGGCAGUUGCAACAAUUUUCUCGAGAAACAAAACAUGAUGAAAUUGGUCUUCAUGUGCAACAGAAUAGUUAUCCUAGUAACUUUGUGACUGGAUAUUCUGGUCAAGGUACACUUGGUGGACUUGCUGCAAAGUCACUAACUCACUAUUCGGACAAUACCUUGGACCAUGGGAUAUCAUCAUUUAAUCCUAACUGCUUAGCCUCUCUGGUCAGGCUUGAAUCUGUUGGCAAUCAGUCUAAUCUCUGUGAUACCAGCCAUUUAAUGGGUCAAAUGAACAUUGAGUUCAUGCGCAAGACAAACGGCCUCCCCUGUUCUCUUCCAGAAUAUCUUGAUGGGUUAACCAAUGGAGUUGCCUCCAGUUCUCUAGGUGUCAUGUCCCCAAAUAUUAAUGGUUGGACGUCAGAAGUGACUGACAAUCAGCAAUUCCAUCGAGUUGGCUCAAAUAGGCUCUCGGUUGGGCUGCAUGAAGGCGUUUUUGGUCCCACUGGAAAUGGAAGCUGUGCACCAUCUGGAGGGCAUCCAUAUGCAUGGAGUGCUUCUCCCCAUCAUCAACAGCCUCCUCAAGAAAUGAUGUGGCCAAACUCACCAUCACUUGUAAAUGGAAUUCACACUGCUCACUCACAACAAAUGCAUUCUGUUUCUAAUGCACCUACUCACAUGCUGAAUACACAUCUACCAAUAAGCAACCACCACGUGGGAUCAGCCCCUUCUGUCAAUGCUUCUAUUUGGGAUAGAAGACAUGUGUAUGCUGGUGAAUCUCCUGAAGUUUCUGCUUUCCAUCCAGGUUCUCUUAGUAGCUUGCAGAUCACUGGCAACUCACCCCACCACACCUUGGACUUUGUCAGUUUUCCUCGGGGCGGUGGAAACUGUAUAGAUUCUCAAAUCACUUCAAAGAGUGUCGGAUUACCGUCUCCUCAUCAGAGGUGUAUGAUGUUUCCUCCGAGGGGCCAAAUGAUUCCUAUGAUGAGUUCAUUUGAUUCUCCAAACGAGAGGUCAAGAAGCCGAAGAAAUGAAGGCCCUUCAAAUCAGACAGAAAACAAAAAGCAGUUCGAGCUUGACAUUGAACGGAUUGUUCGGGGGGAAGAUAAGCGGACAACAUUAAUGUUAAAGAACAUUCCUAACAAGUACACAUCAAAAAUGCUUUUAGCUGCAAUCGAUGAACAACAUAAAGGAAUUUAUGAUUUCAUCUAUUUGCCCAUCGAUUUCAAGAACAAAUGCAACGUGGGGUAUGCAUUUAUUAAUAUGAUUGAUCCAUCGUUCAUCAUUUCUUUUUAUCAAGCUUUCAAUGGAAAGAAAUGGGAAAAGUUCAAUAGUGAAAAGGUAGCAUCACUUGCAUAUGCACGCAUCCAGGGCAAAGCUGCCCUUGUUGCUCACUUCCAGAAUUCUAGCUUGAUGAAUGAAGAUAAGCGAUGCCGUCCUAUUCUUUUCCAUACUGAUGGUCCCAAUGCAGGCGAUCAGGUUCCCUUCCCUAUGGGUGUCCAUGUCAGGUCAAGACCCAACAAAAGUCGAGUUGGCCCAAGUUGCGAUGAAAACAACCAUGAAACUCAAAAGAGCCCAUCAAAAGAGUCACUCUCACAUGGAGAGUCAUCUUCAGUACCUGUCCAGGAAUCCAAUAAAAUGCAGCUCACGUUUCUAUGAAUGAGACUUAUUUUCACCCAAAAUAUCCUCAUGUACAUUAUAGUAAUAUUAUUAUGGGUAGUGUCAAUGGAGAAGAAAGCUUAAAAGGAGGAAUGAAGGUAAGACUUCCUUUUGUUUCAGAAUAUUGACGGCCUUGUGAGUUUAGCUGAUAAAGAAUGACAAGUGUUGCCCCUUUUUAUGUGUGGGACCUACCCUAAUACCCAACAUAAGGUCCCCCCGCGGAGCUUCAAAAUUUUGGAAAUACUAAUUGGAUGUACAAAAGUGUAUAUGAGAAGAGUUUUGUUGGGCUGGCGCCGUGAUGAAGGCUUCGAUCUUGUGGUAAAAUUUUCCCCUACCUUGCCAGAGCAUGCCAAGGCAGACAAUUUUUGUUGUGAAUGUUUUGUGUACUGAACCUUUUUUUUUAAUUUGGUGUCUUGAACCUCGUGUUUGGGAUGUUAUUGAAACUCAUAAGCAUGUUCCUUGUUAUAGAUUGUGGCUGUAACUUUUGUUGUUGUUUGAAAUGGAAUGUUGUAUAACUUGUAUUUAUUUGGAUGUUAGCUACUGAUGUCACCGCUUAUUUGCUUAGAUUAUUCAUGAUGUUGCUGUGGAAUUUGAAACCUUGGACGGUUGGAC
Cuscuta epithymum is the source of this 4755-nucleotide messenger RNA. The record is from the annotation of a GenBank genome assembly. NCBI's taxonomy places the organism in Eukaryota, Viridiplantae, Streptophyta, Magnoliopsida, Solanales, Convolvulaceae.